AUGUUUUAUAAUCACUCAAACGGAUCGCGUACUUUGCCGAGGGGAUUUAGAUAUGAGGAGCCUUGCACACCUGAACCUGCUUCCACAGAACCUCGUCAACCAUCCCCUCCACGACAACGCCUGAAAGUCCGAAGACGAAAUGCUUCAAGCUUACAAGCACCUACACAACAAUUUCUUGCAUCAGUAGCUGCUGCUGAUGUACCAGUGCCCACAAUUGAACUCGCACAAGAACAAGCGGAGGAUCUGGAUAUGCCCGAUAGAGAAGAUUUGUCUGUCAACACCGGUCUCCUUGCUCCCCUCACAUUCGAUCACCGAGCUAUCUCACCUCCGAAAACACCAAUGCCUACACUCUCCAUCGAUCUACCUGUCCAGCGACCAGACUGGACCAUGGGUUCGCCAUCUCCAGCUGAGGAUUACUUUACCAGACCUGGCUCAUCACAUUCAGACGGAUCUGACUUCUCAGGCGACUCCUUUUACAGUGGUAGCCGAAUAUCUCGCCCGUCGGAUGAUGGAAGCUGUACCAGCCCAGAAUCUGAUAUCGCCGAUCCAUUUCAUCUUCCGGUUCUCUCUAAAGGCAAAGGCAAGGCAUUUCUUCUCCAAGCUGAUGUCUUUCAACCUUUGAACAGCAAACUUCGAUCUAAGACCCGAAAGGACGCACCAUGGACCAAGGCUCAAAGUGCUCACCUAUGGUCUACCUACAUCAUGUACCUUCAAGAUCCUACAGUAACCCCGUUCCGCAUUGGCGCCAGUUCUGUUCCGCCAGAAGGAGUCUGCUAUAGAGUUGCCCGUGAAGCUAAGCGAAGCUGGAAGGGCCAAAAAGUAUCAUCACCUGUUCGCCGAUCCACAAGAUUAGGUUCAACCUUGAACUCCACAAGCGUGGCUGAGAAAAGUGGCAGCAACACUCCAACUGCUGAGUAUCCCAAAGUUUCCUACGCACAGUGGCCACAUAGUGGCGGUGCAACACGGAACCAUCUCCGUGAGAUGUGCAGGAAGAAAGACAAUACUUCUGUCACUCGCCAUCGUCAUUGGCAAUCACGUAGUCCUACGCCGUUCACCAAGCUUCAAUUCCGACUACGAACUCCCGAACCCCCACGAUCUUCUGCUUUUAACACCAAGGAUAUCGCCUUGUCCCUUACGACCAGUACAGCUGUUUCUAUGCAACCCGAUGGACCUCUCGCCCAACUAUCUGCUGAUAGUCCCGAUAUACCAGGCCCCUCAGCUUUCCCGGGUCUCGAAGAAUUCAAGCCACUGAGCUUCGGUGACUCACGUGGUAUGGGCCUUAGUCUGACCGAAUCAAAAGGUCGGCGACUUGGAUCACCAUUCGUGGCACGAACAUAUGGUCCCUCUUCAUCAAAGGCUUUGGAUCCAUUCGAACCGCGACCUUCUCCACCUAGGACACAGUCGGAUAAACUACUCAGGUCACCGCUACGACUGCACAAACCUCACUCAUUGAAUGGCACACAGAAACGUCGAGCUCAGCAUGAUCUAGAGGAAGAGCUCAGUCCAAGUGGCGCAAUCGUUCGACCAAGUAUUCUCAAUGAGCAACUGUUCGGUACGCCUUUGAACCAGCGGCGAGUUCGCAGUCGUGGAUUCUCACUUGGUGAUGAAGCUCUGAGACAUCGUGUGCCCGGUCUCUUUCAAUUCUCCCCUGUGGAUGAUGGCCCCAAGACAGCGGUACCACCGCAAACGAUUGUCCCUCCAACCGAGACACCUAGACUUCUUCCCUCUGCUACCUUCGAACCUCCUCGUGACCGUCUCGGCUCUCCUUUCUCGGAAUCUGGUCCAAGCAAUACAUUUCCCCGACGCUUGUUCCAGGAUGGAUCCGCAACAGUUCGCCGAUCCGCUUUUGCUACGGUCCACCAAACGCAUCAAACACGACGCUCAAUCGAAUCAUUUGAUUUUGGUGACGGACCCAUCAGUCUCCAAAGCCGACUUCAAAACCUCGAUUCCAAGCUCAGGCAAAUCCGAGAGCGAGAGGCAGCUGCGAAGCAACAAUAG
This is a messenger RNA of Cadophora gregata, 1998 nucleotides long. RefSeq lists its product as uncharacterized. The coding region runs from base 1 to 1998 and encodes 665 amino acids. NCBI's taxonomy places the organism in Eukaryota, Fungi, Ascomycota, Leotiomycetes, Helotiales, Ploettnerulaceae. The transcript has a single exon. The record is from RefSeq and is a predicted model, not a curated record.